This is a messenger RNA of Cladophialophora immunda, 1140 nucleotides long. RefSeq lists its product as uncharacterized. NCBI's taxonomy places the organism in Eukaryota, Fungi, Ascomycota, Eurotiomycetes, Chaetothyriales, Herpotrichiellaceae. Gene Ontology annotation, cellular component: membrane. Gene Ontology annotation, biological process: vesicle-mediated transport. The transcript has 2 exons. The record is from RefSeq and is a predicted model, not a curated record. Bases 161 to 910 code for a protein of 249 amino acids.
UCCAUCUAUCGGCUAGCCCUCUUCUUAUUUCUCUCCACCACUUCUUCUUGCCUUGAGCUCACGUACAGUUGAAUAGGCUACGUAUAAGGGAGACCCUAGCACUCUUGCGCCAGGAUCUCUACCAACCCGUUACACUCCAGCUGUGCCUGAGCGCCCCAUCAUGGCGUCGAGUUCGGGGCAGUCAAACCAACUGCUCUAUGCAUGCAUCGCUCAUGGCACCACUAUUCUCACGGAGCAUACAUCCCCCGGCACCUCGUCGUCUUCGGCCUCGUCACUCGCCUCGGUCAUUCUCCCCAAGAUCUCCCAUUCCACCCCUGCGAAACUCACCUACACUCACGACCGUCUGUUUGUUCACUAUAUAGCGGACUCACCUUCGUCUACCUCGAAUGGCUCGGACGAGCAACUCUCCAGCCAUGCAGCUCUCACCUACAUGGUCGUUGCUCAGACGGAGAUGGGCCGGCGUGUACCCUUUGCGUUCUUGCUGGAGCUCAAGAAGAAGUUUCUAGCACAGUACAAGCCUGAAUCCACCGAUUUCUCGUCUCUGCCCGCGUAUGGCACCGCAGCCUUUAACUCUACCCUCAAGGCGAUGAUCCAGCAGUAUAAUACCGCCCCACCGAGUGACGCAUUGACAAAUGCACGCAAGGAGAUUGACAGCGUCAGAGAUAUCAUGACUGAGAACAUUGAGCGGGUGCUGGAGAGGGGUGAGAGAAUUGAUCUGUUGGUAGACAAGACAGAUCGGCUGGGAGGGAGUGCGCGGGACUUCCGAGUGCGCAGUAGAGGAUUACGACGGCAGAUGUGGUGGAAGAACGUGCGGGUAAUGGUGCUGCUGGUGGUGGUUGUCAUCUUCCUGAUAUAUUUGUUCGUAGGGUUUGGCUGUGGAUUGCCGGCCUGGAGCAAGUGUGUCGGGUGAAAGAAGGUGGUCCUCCUGCGCCGGUUUUGAUCAAAGCAGACUGGUUGAAGGGUUCUUCUGGACGGUUUUCUUUCCGCGGUGGCUACAGCGUGUAUUUCUAUGCGAGUUUGGGGGAAUUGCAUUCGUGGCUAUGGCCGCCAUUGCACAAAUCACUAUGACAUGUUUCUCGGGCGCCACAUGGCCCAUGUCCACACACCACCUCUUUCUUUGUGUAUGAUCUCCAUAUUGUU